Molecule: messenger RNA, 2925 nt
Organism: Guillardia theta CCMP2712
Lineage: Eukaryota; Cryptophyceae; Pyrenomonadales; Geminigeraceae
Exons: 18
Coding region: 1-2925 (974 amino acids)
Biological process (GO): lipid metabolic process
Source: RefSeq, a predicted model, not a curated record
AUGCAGGACCAAGAGGACCGGGUUUUCAUGCCGGUCCUGUGGUAUUUCCGUCGCAACGACGGGAGGCUACAGAGUUACAGCAAGGAGGAUAGCGAACUUAUCGAAACCGAGUUCAGUAGCGGCAAGGACGAAGCGCUGAUGUAUGAGGGAAAGUACAAGGUCAUCUUCGAGAGCUUGAAGCAAGUGCGAUGUGAUAGCGGGACCGAGCGCGAGGUCGUGCGAGGAACAUGGCACUUCCAGCGAUCAGAUGGAAGCUUUCAGCCAUAUCCUGCAGACGUUGCGACUCAGCUCGAGGAGGCCUUUGGCAAGGAUGGUGAGAAGGCGAGAGGCGAUUUGUCGCAUCUUGAGACUCGUGGGGGAGCAGGGGAGCUGUGCAAGGAGGAAGUUGCCAUCGGCGACGACAGGUUUGUCAGCGCCGACGAGGAGGGAAGGAUGUUUCAAAGGCGGCAGAACACAGACACAAAGAGACAGGUCCUGAGAGGGACAUGGCUGAUCCUUCAAGGAGAUGGAGCGAAGACAGGGGCAGGAGCAGACGGGGCGUUGAUCGUGCUUCAGGAGGAAGGGGGGAGAGGAGAACGAAAGAACGUGGCGUUGGAGUUGACCAAGGGGUACUUCGAAGGAUACUCAGAAGGGCAGGAGGCGGCCAAGUCACUGAUGGCCUGGUUGGAGCCGGAAGGUCAAGAGCGGGAGGGGGAAGGAGAGGAGGAGGAGAUGGAAGGGAAGAAGGAAGACGUACCUCAUCCGGGGUGUGGCUUGUGGUUCUGGGGGCAAAGCGAGAGGUACCUUGAGCCUCUUCCUGAGACAGACUCCAAGGCACUCGAGCUCGCCUGCGUGCGCGGGAUCUCGAGCCUGACCUUGGCGGUCCGCGGGGACGAGUUUCGGUGCGAGGUGAGGAAGAGGAGGAUGACGUCGUUGCGGACGGGAGAGCCGUUCGUGCUCAUGCGAGGGUCCUGGUUCUACCAGAAGAACAACGGGAGCUUCCAUCCGUUCGAUGAGGAGGUGGCGAGGCUGCUGGAGGACGGCUUCAUCCAGCAGGAUGCGACGAGGGAGCAGCAGAGGAUGUCGGAGAUGGACUCUGAGACCCUGCGGAGGAGGAUCGACAUCGACGAGGAUCGGUUUGUGUGCCGCCGACGACGGGGAGGAUACUGCCAGGUGCGGAAGGGAACAGACACGGUGAGGCUCGUGAUCCGAGGUCACGAGUUGCGCGCGCGCUUCAAGCCCCCGCACGUCCCUGUCUUGGCUGCCUCGCAAGAGGAGGAUGGGGGGGGAAACUUGUCAGAGGAGGACAGCAACUACGACCAGAGGGAAGGAGAGGCCGGGGACUCCUCGUCCAUGUUCCCCUUCGACCAGAAGGGGCAGAAGCAGCUGGAUGAACUCUAUCCCCUCGGGCUCCACAAGCUCUGCGGGGCUCAGAUCUCGGAGGACGACAGCACUUCCAGCGAGGGGGGGAAGGGGAGGACGAGGUGGAUGCAAGAGCUGUCGACGAGGAGCAGCCUGGCGAUAGACGAGGCGCGGUCCAAGAACUCAGAGGCCCUGCAGCAGUACCGAGAUAAGGCGCUUGAACGAGGCCUCGUCGUCCGAGCUGGGGUCGAGACCAUGACGAGGGACAUCCUGCGCAGUCUGACGUCGUUCGGCGAAGUCCUCCCUCCUGAAGUUGCUACCGUUGGAAAACCUUCCAUGCAGCUCGUGGGCAAGGUGGUUGGUUUCACUUCAGUCAUCGGAACUUGGAUCGUAGGCGGAAUCUCCAAUGCAACAGCCAGCGGCAUCACGGUGGUAGAAAAAGCUGCGGACGGGACGCUGGGGGCAGGGCAGGCAAUGCUGUCCGGAGUACAGACUGUCCUGUCUGCAGCACAGGCCGAUAUUCUGCUGGGAGUUGAGGUGAGACAGGAGGAGCAGGAAGAGAGCAGGGAAGGAGGGGAGGAGCAGCGACGGAAGGAAAGAGUGCAGAGGAACAAGCUUGUGGUGGAGGUUCAUGCGGAAAAGCAGCAGCAGCACCAGCACCAGCAGCACCAGCUAGAGUGGGGGGGGGCUGCGAUCUUGGAAACGCUCAUCAUGUAUCAUGAGCUGGAGGUCAAACAUCUCUACACGGACAUCACGUACAUGCAACUUGCGCAAGGAAUCGCAGCCUAUGCCUCUUUGCAGAAGCUUGUUCGUCCACAUUAUUUCCACGAGGGGGCAAUGGAGGCGAUUCUGAAGAAGGAGGAGCCGAGAAAGAUUCCUCGUCCCACAGACGAGACUAUCAGGACCUGGCAGCGAUACAUGCGUAUGUCCUCCUGCGCCUACGGCACUUUCUAUCAGAUCGCCUUCGGAGUUCUCAGUCCUCUCAAAUCACAUCAGAGCAACGAGUUCACCCUACUCAAUCGACUUGGAGUGACCAAGGAGACCAUAUUGCAGAUUGUCCUCAUCAUCUGCGGGUCGAAGGACAACUCCGACUGGCUCAGCAACCUGCGAUGUGCCCACGUGAAGCUGCAGGGGAUAGCGACGGCAGAUACCGACGAGGUGGUUGCGAUGCACGCAGGGAUCUGGGCGACUGCAGCGAACAUGGACGAGAAGAGCUUGAAGCUCGUGCAGGAGGCGCUGGAUGCUCGACCCGACUACCAACUGAUAAUCUGCGGGCACUCACUGGGAGCAGGAACAGCGACUGUGCUGGGGUUGAGGUGGAGGGAGCGAGGUCUCUUUCCCGACAUGAAAGUCUAUGCCUUCGCGAACCCCCCGACGAUCUCGAGCUUGAGAGUGAUAUCACGGACGCAUGAUUUCAUCACAAGCAUUCAGAUCAGCGAUGAUUUCGUGACAAGAUGGUGCAUGGGAAGCUCAACUGACGUAGUCAAGGCUGCUCACGCUCUUGCUUCUGUUGAUGGAGUCGUCGACACUCUCAUCAAUAUCUCAUUGUUCGGCUUCAAUGCAAAGGAGACAACGGUGAAUUGA